AUGUCGAUUCUUGGAGAGGGUUCGUUUGCUGUUGUGUUUCUAGGAAAGGACCUGCAGACUCAGACAUCAUAUGCUGUCAAGUGUCUGUACAAGACUGGUCUGACCGAUCACCAGCUGUCACUACAACUACGUGAGGCUUCUCAACUUCAAACGCUUGCCGAUCAUCCCAAUAUUGUAAAACUCUACAAAACUAUUCAGACAAGGGACUGUCUAUUUCUUGUGUUGGAGCGGUGUCGUACAGACUUGUUUGAUGCCAUUAUGCGCCACGACGGAUUUGCUGAACCUACUGCACGCCGGCUGUUUGCUCAAUUAGCAGAUGCUGUUGCCAUGUCGCAUUCGAAACGUAUCUACCAUCGGGACCUGAAGCCAGAGAAUGUCCUGGUCACAUAUCCCGGAGAUAUUUAUGCUGAGCAGGAUUUGAUAGUAAAACUGACCGACUUUGGUCUGGCCACUACCGAUGCUGUUUCCACUGAGUUUGGCUGCGGCAGUGUUCGUUAUAUGGCUCCCGAAUGCCUUGCAGGCGAUGCUGAAUGGCGCCGAAAUGCACCAGCCCAUAUCAUCAAGUCGCUGGCUGCUCCUGUUGCAUACUCUCCUCCUGCAAAUGAUGUGUGGUCGCUUGGCAUUAUUUUGAUCAACUUGCUCACAGGAAAGAAUCCCUGGGUUGAACCUUCUGCAAAGGACAAGCACUAU
Messenger RNA from Batrachochytrium dendrobatidis JAM81, 690 nucleotides. RefSeq lists its product as uncharacterized. Gene Ontology annotation, biological process: intracellular signal transduction; protein phosphorylation. The annotation marks the transcript as partial. Gene Ontology annotation, cellular component: cytoplasm. NCBI's taxonomy places the organism in Eukaryota, Fungi, Chytridiomycota, Chytridiomycetes, Rhizophydiales. Gene Ontology annotation, molecular function: protein serine/threonine kinase activity; ATP binding. The transcript has a single exon. The record is from RefSeq and is a predicted model, not a curated record.